Molecule: messenger RNA, 1363 nt
Organism: Herpailurus yagouaroundi (jaguarundi)
Lineage: Eukaryota; Metazoa; Chordata; Mammalia; Carnivora; Felidae
Gene: RWDD1
Product: RWD domain containing 1
Exons: 7
Coding region: 461-1192 (243 amino acids)
Molecular function (GO): protein binding
Source: RefSeq, a predicted model, not a curated record
CAGCGGGCAGCCACCUCCUCCCGCUUGCAGCGACUUCGUCCCGCCUCGACACGCGUGGCCAGCUUUCAGUCUAGACUCAUCGAGCGAGGAUGUCGCGUUGAGUGGUUUCUCAGGCUCAGGCCCUGAAAAGCCCAGGAACGGGCCCCUACGUGUCCGUAGCGAAUGCCAGGGCGGGUGCCUUCACCAUCCCAGCAAAUCCCAAGCGGCCGUGGGACGGGCGGCUACUUAUCGCUCCGCUCAGGCCUAACGAGUCGAACGCGGAACUAGCGAGCAGGCGGAAGCCUCGUUCGGGGCUGUUGCUCAGCAGGCGGGGCCUGGCUUUGGGCCCCGGGCCUCCCAGGCUGGGACUCUGCGCCUGCGCCCGUGCGGCCGCGGCCUGCUCUCCCGGCGCGGCCGCGGUCCCUGCUGCAGCGCGCCGCCUGGGUGGCUGGGCGGUCCAUGGGCAGCAGCGAGGGCCACGAUGACAGAUUACGGCGAGGAGCAGCGCAAUGAGCUGGAGGCUCUGGAGUCCAUCUACCCCGACUCCUUUACAGUAUUAUCAGAAAAUCCACCCAGUUUCACCAUUACUGUGACAUCUGAGGCUGGAGAAAAUGAUGAAACUGUCCAGACUACCCUCAAGUUUACAUACAGUGAAAAAUACCCAGAUGAAGCCCCUCUUUAUGAAAUAUUCUCCCAGGAAAAUCUAGAAGAUAAUGAUGUCUCAGACAUUUUAAAACUAUUAGCAUUACAGGCAGAAGAAAAUCUUGGUAUGGUGAUGAUCUUUACUUUAGUGACAGCUGUGCAAGAAAAAUUAAAUGAAAUAGUAGAUCAAAUAAAAACUAGAAGAGAAGAAGAAAAGAAACAAAAAGAAAAAGAAGCGGAGGAAGCUGAAAAGCAAUUAUUUCAUGGCACUCCUGUUACAAUUGAGAAUUUCUUAAGUUGGAAGGCCAAGUUUGAUGCAGAACUCUUGGAAAUUAAAAAGAAACGAAUGAAAGAAGAAGAGCAAGCAGGAAAAAAUAAAUUAAGUGGGAAACAGCUAUUUGAAACAGACCAUAAUCUUGACACAUCUGAUAUCCAGUUUUUGGAGGAUGCUGGAAACAAUGUGGAGGUAGAUGAAUCUCUGUUCCAGGAAAUGGAUGACUUGGAGCUAGAGGAUGAUGACGAUGAUCCGGACUACAAUCCUGCUGACCCAGAGAGUGAUUUGACUGACUAAUGGACUAUCCGCAUCCGCAGAGAGGCGUGACUGCCACAGCAUCUGUGGCUGUGCUGAGGUGUUGAUUUUUCUUUCUUUUUUUCUAAGAAAAAAUAAUUCUCAGGAGAAUAUUCUUCUGAUAGCUUUCAUCAUUGAACUUAAUAAACUGACCUUAAAAUUUCAAAUAUAAAA